GAGCUGUGCUGUUAGAGGAAAAUAAUCAACGACAGGGUGGUGUGAUGUGACUCUACUCAAAGCAGAGUUACUGUUACCACCCUGAAGUUGAAUAUUUUGCUGUAACAGUACAUCCCAAAGCGUUUUAUGGAACGUCUACGGGGAAAAAAAAAGUCAGUUCCUGUUAUCACAUGCGUUGAAGCAGCUAUAAUCAGUUGUUUCCUUCACCUGCCUCUCUUUCUAAAAAAAAAAAAAAAAAAAAGAAAAGAAAAGAAAGAAAGAAAAAUGCAGCUUGUCAUAUUACCAACAAACUGGAAAGUGUCAAUUCAUCUGUCCUGAACACUGUUACAAAGCGCUGACACUGGAGACUCCUUCCAGAAAUGUUUAUCUAACAUCUCACAGAAAACUUCACCAUAUCAACGAUCAGAUGUUUUUCUUUAUUCGAUAACUGCAUGUUUUGUUUUUUUUUUGUUUGUUUGUUUAUACAGGGUGUGUAUGAUAGAAGUUCCUGUGUAAGUUGCAGGGACUACAGGGACUUCUAUCACAGACACUCUGUAUAACAUAUUAGAGAGAAUACGUUAAUAUAAUCCUGCGAUUUGUUUGUAGCCAGAACUACUGUCAGAAAAUCAACCAACACCUUCUGACCAAUCAGAAUCGAGAAUUCAGCUGUGUUUCUUUUUAAAUGUGAUCUGAUGUCUGUGAUUAGAGCUGCUUUUUAAAAAAAAAAAUUUUAGUAGAUAAGAUGUGGAAGAACAGGCCCUCAUGGUUGUUAUCUCACGGCAAGUUCUUAUCGUCUGCAUCACCAAAUGCACUUGCACCGCCAGAGGAGGUGUGUGUGUGUGAUCGUGUGUGUGUGUGUGUGUGUGGAGCAGGUAUGCAUGUUUCUACAGGAACACACUCUCAUCUCAGCAGCAAGAGCAGUUUAUCUGAACUAUUUCCUUAGUGAUUUAAACACUUCAUUGCCUUUCAUUCUUGAGCUUCAUGCACCGGCUCGCUGACCGUAGUCGAGGAUGUGUAGAUGGUGUAGUGACCUCCAUCACAUCCAGUUUUAACAUGCCAUCUUAUCUUCUAGCAGAAGGGUUUCUGACUGUAAUUCAGCAUCAUCUCUACAGUGUAGACUGCAGAAAUAAUCAUAUAAUCUACUUGCAUUAAAGCCACACACACACAACCAUGUCAGUGGCAGUGUGCUGAGGUAAACAUGUGUCGUUCGUGAGCGAGUCGACUCUUUGAGUCGAUUCUAAGGAGUCAAUGAUUCUCCCUUUCACCUAAAAAGUUGCUUGUAUUAUUAUUAUUAUUAUUAUUAUUAUUAUUAUUAUUUGUUGGUAUAUUUUUACAUGGACGUUAUGAAAACAGGUGAACGACAGUGUCUUGGCAUUUUUUAGGUUCAUUUAUGCUUUCUAUUAUUUUAUAAAACUAAUUUUAAAACCCCUUUUUAUCUUCUGUGUAGAAUUUCAACUCAUAAUUCUUUAACUUUUGUGGAUUUGAAGCGUUUUGAGUUUGUUCAGUUCAGGAUUUUGCCGCGUGACGCAUUAACAAGGCGACGGAAACAUGUCACCGGAAGUUUUGAGCGGCGGUUGAGAGGAAGAGGUUUAAAAAACAGGAACUAGACGGAUUGAAAAUAGCGAUAUAUUUUAAUUUAAGAUAUUUAAAGGUAAAAUGGCGGGCUUCCUAAACGAUAUUUAAAGGUAAAAUUGCGACUUUGGAGGAAAAAAAAAAAAACGUUUAAAGAUAAAAUGGCGACUUUGACAAAAAAAAAAUGUUUAAAGGUAAAAUGGCGGCUUUGGUCUUAAUUAUUUUUGUAUAAUCAAAAAGCGCGUGCUGGUUCGUUCGCUAGGUAGUUAAUUAAAUUUGUUAUAUGUUAAACGUUAUUAUAGUUGAGCAGAAUUUGUGGUAUAUUUGUGAUAUAGGAAGCAGGACAUGUCAGAUUAAUGUGAAGCUGCACAUCCAGCUGUGACAGUCAGCUCUUCUUCACUGGAUCUCGCGCAUAAACAUUAGGAUGGUGUGAUAUAAUCUGAUGCUCAUGGACGACUCGGACCAGGACUUCUCCUUCCUCUGCUCCCGGCUCCUGAAGAGAGUGCGACGGAAAGGUGGAGAGUCUGGGGAUGAGAAGAAAACAGUGGUGCAGGAUGAAGGAGAAGAAGAAGAAGGAGGAGGAGGAGGAGGAGAAGGAGAAGACUCGGGAUCUCAGAUCCAAAGCAGGAGCAAAGCGCCUUGUAAAAGGAAAAGGGAGAAGAAGUCUGUACUUUUGCACUUUUUUGAGCGGAAAAGUACAGACAAGAUCCUUACUGAUGGAGGAUCAGAGGCUGCAGUAGUAGUAGGAGGAGGAGGAGGAGGGGAGCAAAAGAAGGUGCGGGCGAAGGAAAAGGUGCUCAGCAGGAUGCAGAGGUUUAAGAGAGCGACUCCGCCUCGCCUCGUGCACACCGAUGUGGAGGCGAGUGCGGAAUCUUCUGUCCAGCCCACCGAGACACAGUCACUUCCCACGCAAAGGCCUGCUGAGAAGCAGGAAUGCGACGAGCUCUUGGCUCAGAGGUUACAGCAGCAGUUAGACCGUGAGGCUGAGAGUCAGGCCGUAGUGGACGUGGAAGACGGAGGUCUGUUCUUCUGCCAGCUCUGCUACAAAGACCUGUCAGCUAUGAGCCAUCAGCUGCGCACUCAGCACAUCAACCGGUGUCUCGACCAGCGUGAGAACAGCACCUCAAGGGUUCCUGCUCCUCCUCCUCGUCCUCGUCCUCCUCCUCGUCCACGCAUACCCGAGUGCCCUAUUUGUGGGCGGGGCUUUAAGUCAGAAAAGACCCGCUCCACACACUUAAAGCGCUGCUCGGCGAGCAUGGGCGUGUCUCCGGCUGAGCUGCUGCAGGCCCUGCAGAGACAGGCAGCCGAACGGGAGAACGGGCAGCAGGCAGGAGGCAGCAGCGACACUUCAGAGUCCAGCAUGCCAGCCAGGAAGAAAGCCAGAAAAAAGGCGCCACGCAUGGAUGAAGACACCAUGGUGGCUCUGGCCCUGUCUCGCUCUCUGCUGGAGCAGGAGAAGGAGCGAGAGAGAGACAGGGAGGAGGAGAGACGUAUACGGGCACAGCUGUCGAGCGGUACGGCAGUCACGGCUCCUGUGGUACAGGGGAGAGCUGGAGCCGGUAAGAGUCGAGUAAAGAGGAGGAAAGGAGCCCCGGCCGCUCCCCCUCCCCUCCUCCUGGUGCAGGACCCACAGGCUGCUCUGAACCGGAUCCAGGAGCGAGUCUCAUCGUUGCUACUCAUCCCCAGACCUCCUACUCCUCCCAGCCCCACCCUGCAGCCCUCUGCUCUCUCCACACACAACCUUCUCUGGCUCCAGAGUGCGCUGCCUGGAGGAGGACCAGCCUCGCUUUCUGAGUUUUACACUGCAGAGCUCGGAGCGUUCAUGCAGCCUUGGAACAGAGAAGAGAAUAAAAAAUCUCCAUUGUCAGAGGUGACACCAGUAAAACCGCGUCCUGCAGCAGCCUCGGAAUCCGCCGCGGCUCCAGAGCAGCACGUAGCUGCUUCGACUCCACGUUGCACCUCCACCCCGAGUCUGGGGAUACCCGGGACACAGGCCCUGACCGACCUGGUGGAUCUGGCUGAGGAAGGCAUGACGCUCACCCAGUACAGAUACACCGAUAACAAUUCUGCUCCGUUAUCAGAACCUCCUCUCAGUGGAUUUGUUCCCGAACCUACAGAAACCCGGAGACCUCCUAUAAACUCAACGAGUGUGUCCAGGCUGUGUUCUGAUCUGGGUAGCAUGGUGAACAACCCUCAGCUCAGUGAUGUGCAGCUGCAGGUGGACAGCGGCGACGUCUACUUCGCUCACUCGUUCAUGCUCUACACCCGCUGCCCCCUGCUGGCUAACAUGGUCCAUGAUGCAGGUUUUGGAGUGCAGGAGGAAGGCUUUCCUCAAGCUCAGAGAGUUUUGUUGAAUGAUGUGUCAGGUGAGGCGGUGUACGCUCUGUUGCAGUACCUCUACACUGCUGUUUGCCACCUGACACUCACCCUGCUUCCUGAUGUACUCCAGCUAGCCAGCAGGUUUGGUCUUUCUGAGCUGCAGCAGCAGUGUGAGCAGUACACUGGAAAUCCAGUGGAGGACCCAAGAGAACAGGAAUGGGACGCUUCCCUGGCUCAUGAGCCUGCAGCUGAAGCCCAGCAGAGUCUGGCCGAUACUCAGUUCCUGGAGCUCCUGCGCUCCAUGUGGGAGCAAGAGGAUGGCGAUGGCGAGGAUGUUGGGGAAGCCAAGAGAGGGACGGAGGGCGAGGACGAGGAAGGCGGCGGAGAUGGAGAGAUUAAAGAAGAUAUCGUCAAUGAGGACGAGCUGAAUGAGAUUUACAAGUUUGUGGCCACGCAAAGGAAGAUGGGGGCUGAGGCAGAGGUGAGCACUGACAGUGGUGAUGAAGAUGAAGAGGAAGAUGAGGGAGUGAACAUCUGCUCUAACGCAGAAAAAAGGGGUGAAGGAAAGCAAAAUGUCAAAAUGGAGGAGGCAACAGACAUGCCUUGCAAUGCUGAGGUUGAUUUGAACCCCGGAUCUAAUAAAAAUGUGCGUCAAAGCGGAGGUCCGGACGCCGGUUUAGACCGGAGCUACAACCGUCUGUUCUCUGAGUCCUGGGGAGAGUACACGGAGCCAUCUCAGCCGCAAACUCGGCAUUUAGACCAGAAGAAUACACCUACCUCUCGGCGCGCGUCUUCAGUCGACGAAGUGAUCGAUCUGUCCGUUAGUCCCCCGCGGGAAUCUGGAGAACCAGCCAGGUCGCAGUUUCCUGUGACCGGCAUGUCUCCAGGAGAAGUGCCAGGACAGACUCCAGACCGGAGUGUAGCAGUUCGACAGUCGCUGACUUCGGAGAGUCCGAACGCUCACGGCAUCUCACAGGUCACAGCAGAACACUCGAAACUCUGGUCUAAACACCCCUCAACUUCAGCUCUUAGUAAAACCAAGCUUACAGUAACUCCUUCACUGCCCAGUAGUACCAAACCCAAACUCUCCCCUCUUACACCCGAUCGCAGCCAGCCUGAGCUCAUCGUCCUCUCCGACUCCAGCGAUGACAUGGAACAUGACCGCCCCGAUAAAGUUCCUUCACGUGGCGACGCUCCCAGAGCACCAACCUCAACUCCGUCACGACUCAGUCUGCGGUACACUCGUAUUAAAGCUAGAGAAACCACACAAGUUGGACUCUCUUCCACAAGAUCAAACGAGACCCCCAAUUCUGUGCAUCCGGAACCUUCCAGAUCUGACCGAGCAGGCGGCGAGAGCGUAUUGGACGGCUCUGCUGAGGUUUCGUGGUUAAUCCCGGCGACUCCAGAACCUUCAGCUCGCACCAGCACCACGCAGACCUCCAGUGGCAUGCGCCGCGUUCAGCUCUUCCCCGGAUCUCGCUCUUCGUUCUCCUCUUCCUUCUCUUCUUCCAUUUCUGACAACCCCAAAACUACAUCGUGCUCAAACUCAAUCAAAGACCCUCAUACAGAACAUUCCCAAACAUCUCCAGCUUUCAAGAAGCUCACAUCACAUUCCAGAUUGUCCAAGACCUCACGCAGUGACUCUGUAAAUCAAACUUAUCCUAUUUCUGCCUCCGAGCCUUGCAGCAGCACUCCUCUCCACUCAGAACCUCGUCUACAAUGUGUUGACCCUCUUGGAUCUCCCUUACUGAGAGACAGCGAGCUGAGAACUCAAGGAAGAUCAGGUCAAGAGGGCAGACUUGGAUCCCUCCUUCUUAGCCCAUCUGAGAACUCGCAGUCAGAGAAGGAUUCAAGCAAAAGUCCUGCCAAGUCCCGGCACUUUGAUAACCCUGGAGAUACUGGAGAUCAGGGGAUGAGCAGUGGAGAUCAGGGGAUGAGCAGUGGAGAUCAAGAAGACAAGGAACCAGUGGAAACAAGCACAAGCAAAACAAGUGAAGUUGAAGUGAUAGAGGAAGGCCUGUCCUUUGUCUUCGAUGAGCCGCCCAUUGCGUUCGAUGACUCGUGGGGUCUGGGCGGAGCGAUUGCCGAACAGGGGCCGUGCUUCAGUCUGAAGCUGGAGAGCAGUGGAGACCAAACUAGUCCUCCAGAACAAAGUGGACAGGGUGAGGCAGCUUCCCCGCACACCCUCUCUCCUCCUGGACAUGGAGCUCAGCACAACCUGCCAGAUCCUGAAGCUCCACACAACCACAGCUUGCCUGAUGCAGCGAUGUGGGACAGCUGGAAGGAAGAUGAUGAGGAUGAGGUGGAAGUGGAUGCUCUUCCUCUCUCUCAGCGAGUGGGUGCAGUGGCUCUCGCCAAGAGAGUGUCUCAGUUAAGAACGCCAGUGGCUUGCAAGAAGAAGAAUCAAGCCCCACUGGUGCCCAUCACGCCCAUGCCAAGCUUCUCGGACAUGGACACGCCUGAGCUUAAGAACAAACUGAACAGGUACGGCGUGCGCCCCCUUCCUAAGAAGCAGAUGGUCCUGAAGCUGAAGGAGAUCCACCAGUACACCCACCAGCUGAUGAGCUCCGGCUCUGAGGAGGAACCUUCUCCGCAAAACCGCCCCAAAGCUGCCCCGGCUGCCUUCAAACAGCCCACAGCGCCCCCUCCUGUCUCACCCAGGAAACCGCAAUUUGGAGAGGAGGAAGAGGAGCAGUUACCUGCAUCUCAGGACUCUAACACCUCCUCCACGGCCGAGUCAGAAAGAUCCAACCCAGAGAUGUGCGACUCUGAUGGUGACGGAUCCGACAGCGAGGGUAUCACGGCGUCUCAGGCGGCGGUACGUGAGAAGGACAAACUCCAGGCUGUGCAUUCCUUCAUCCUGUCUGACCCGCUGCUGUACAGCCGCGUGCUGCAGUACCAGCCGCUCUCUCUGUGCGAGCUGAAGGCAGGGCUCCGGACAGCGGGUAUCAGGCUGGGCACCACCAAGCUGCUGGACUUCCUGGACUCCCAGUGCAUCACUUUCACAACGGCAAAGCAGGGCCAUCCAGCACCCUUGCGCAGGAGAGCUCGCGGAGCAGGUAGAGGGAGGAAAAGACUAGCUAAGGCAGUUGAAUGAGCUGCAUGAGAAGGAAUUAUGAGAGCCCUCUGGAUGAGCUGCGUGAGAGGGACUACCAGAGAGCCUUCUGGAUGAGCUGCGUGAGAAGGACUACCAGAGAGCCUUCUGGAUGAGCUGCGUGAGAGGGACUACUAAAGAGCCCUCUGCAUGAGCUGCAUAAUUAAAAUUCUCAGGGUUUUUAUUCAUGUGUUAUGUUUUUUUAUGUUAUGUUUAAAUAGAGUUUUUGAUAUGAAAUUAAAAGAAAAAUAUGCCUUAACACGCUAUCCUUUAAUGUAUUUCAUCCUGUUUUCCCUAAAUGCAGCACUUUCACAACCCUUAAAGGUGCAGUUUGUAAUGUUUCUAUAUUUUAAAGAUACCCAAUAAUGCCUGG
Messenger RNA from Pangasianodon hypophthalmus (striped catfish), 7337 nucleotides. It is a transcript of the gene slx4, whose product is annotated as SLX4 structure-specific endonuclease subunit homolog (S. cerevisiae). Gene Ontology annotation, molecular function: enzyme binding. The record is from RefSeq and is a predicted model, not a curated record. The transcript has 14 exons. Gene Ontology annotation, biological process: interstrand cross-link repair; DNA replication; meiotic DNA double-strand break processing. Bases 1994 to 6967 code for a protein of 1657 amino acids. NCBI's taxonomy places the organism in Eukaryota, Metazoa, Chordata, Actinopteri, Siluriformes, Pangasiidae. Gene Ontology annotation, cellular component: nucleus; Slx1-Slx4 complex.